This is a messenger RNA of Anthonomus grandis grandis, 810 nucleotides long. RefSeq lists its product as uncharacterized. Bases 1 to 810 code for a protein of 269 amino acids. The record is from RefSeq and is a predicted model, not a curated record. Lineage: Eukaryota; Metazoa; Arthropoda; Insecta; Coleoptera; Curculionidae. The transcript is spliced from 3 exons.
AUGGAUGAAAAUACCUAUGUAGAAUUGUUAGAAAUGGUUACUCCAUUAAUAAAACGUCAGGACACAGUUAUGAGACCUGCAAUAAGUGCACAUGAACGGUUAACCGCAACCCUUCGAUAUUUAGCGACUGGACGUAAUUAUCACGACUUAAGAUUUUCCACGAUAAUAUCUCCGCAAGCCUUGAGCGAAAUAAUUCCUGAAACAUGUUCAGCCAUAUACCAAGUACUAAAGGAAAAAUAUAUGAAGUUUCCUACAACACAAAGCGAAUGCAAAAGUAUCUCCGAAGGCUUUGAAGAAGUAUGCAACUUUCCUAAUUGUGUUGGAGCCGUAGAUGGCAAGCAUAUUCAAAUCAAACCACCACCGGGUAGUCGAGCAUUUUAUUACAAUUACAAGGGUUAUAACAGUUUAGUUCUCAUGGCCAUAUGUAAUGCAAAUGAUGAAUUUAUAAUGUGUCAUUUUGGUACCAAUGGUCGAAUAUCGGAUGGAGGAGUCAUAGCAUGCACUCGUUUCUACACAAAAUUAAUAAAUAAAACAUUAGAGCUGCCACCUGCAAUAUGCCCACGAAACAGUAACAGGCAGCUACCAUUUAUAUUCAUUGGAGAUGAAGCAUUUGCAUUACGAGGUGAUUUUUUAAAACCUUAUGGUCAAAACGACCUGAAUCAUGAUCGAAAAAUUUUUAAUUACUGCUUAUCAAGGGCACGAUGCAAAAUUGAAAACUCAUUUGGCAUACUAUCAGCAAGAUUUCAAAUCAAGAAAAUCAUACAGAGCGAACGGUGCAAAUGGGGCUUAGAGCAAAUCCUGAGCAACUAG